AUGACAGAGGACAACGCCCAUAGAGUGGUCAUAACCAUCACGGGUCUGUUCACAGAGGCGCCUAGCCGAGGCUGGGGCGAUCUCUGGCGGCGGCGAUCAGCGGCCGAGGAGGACCUCCCACCCAUCAACAACUCUCUAUCAAGUGAAUCUAAGAAAAUCUUCGACAUGAUCGGUGCCGCAAGGCGCUGGCUCAAACGCAAUCGCAAGGGUCUCGCGAUCGGGGCCGGGGUGCUAGGAGCUGGUUAUCUUGCUGGCCAAUAUGUGCUUUCCAAGAUCUCUGAGGCGCGAGAGCGCAUGAGCAGUGAUAGAAUUGCCCGGGAAAACCUCCGACGGCGAUUCGAACAAAACCAGACCGAUUGUACCUAUACCGUUAUUGCUCUACUACCAACCGCCACCGAGAAUAUCGUCGAAGCACUCCCUGUCGAGGACUUGACGAAGGAAUUACAGAAGAAAAGGGCGGAGAGGCUAGCGCGGAUCAAUGCGGGCGAGCCAGCCGGCUCGGACAUGAGCUCGGUGUCCCCAAGCUUACCUGAAGAUGACCGGAAGAGCUUUGCGAGCUUCCAAAGCGAAGGAUACGUGCAUGCAAGUCAGGCGCAGCUGGGGCAGUCCACCGAGGACGGCCAAGCUCGGCCCAAGCGGAACAAGACACAGCUGUGGAAUGAAGUCAAGAUCACUUCUAUCACAAGGGCGUUUACCAUGAUUUACACCCUUGCCCUGCUCAACAUCUUCACCCGCAUUCAGCUUAAUCUCCUCGGCCGUCGAAACUACCUCUCCAGUGUCAUCUCCCUCGCCAAACCUACCCUAGGCGAUGAUUUUAAUACCAAUCGUCGAUAUUUGGCAUUCAGCUGGUGGUUGCUGCACCGUGGAUGGAAGGAGGUUAUGGGACGAGUUCAACCUGCCGUGGAAGAAUUCUUUGGACCGCUCAAUCCUCGCGAGGAUAUCAGCCUGGACAAGCUAUCAGAACUGACCCUCGAAAUUCGGAAGAAGGUUGAAGGGAGCACAGAGGCCGAGCGACGAUCCACGAAAUGGCUGUCCUGCCUCCUCCCUUCCACCGAAGAGGAAGACUUUGUCCUGCGCGAAUCGGGCGUUGAAGGUGUGACUGAUCCCUCAUCGGCAGAGACCGCAUCGAAACUUCGCCACCUUCUCGACGAAACUGCUGAUCUGAUUGAUUCGCCGUCUUUCUCUUUCGUCUUGACUCUUCUACUGAACGAGGGGUUCUCGACUCUAGUGGACGUGAAAUGCGCUAACGAAGCUUUCAAGCCGGCUGCGGAGCCAGAAGUAGCGCCGCAGUCUUUCGACUCUGUGCAAACCGUCAUCCCCCCUGGCUCCGGCGGACGCAAGACCAAGCUUGCAAAUCUCCUAGCUGUUCUUGCCCGCCAGGCCCAUGUGAUUGGCCAUGGGCCCGUUGGUCCAAACGAAUAUUUGACCGUGAUGGACCGUGAUGUCCGAGAGCUGGAGGCAUUUUCUGCCGUGAUUUAUAGCUCCAACUUUGAUCUUGAAUUACUCGGUGCCACUGACAAGCCCGAAAAUACUGAGGCUCCACGUGCGACAGACGCGGACUCUGAUACUUCGUCUGCGCCCGUGAUGCUUGACAAAGAGGUAGACGUUGAAGCCAGCGUUGAUCUGGCACAGACUACACCCAGCAUAAUUGAGCAUGGAGAAGGCACUCCUGGUAUGACGUUAAUAGAGCCAGAGCAGCAACCACAGCAGGAAGAGACCGCUGCUGACUCGGCUUUUGAGCGUGCGUGGGGCAAGGCAGUAGACGAUGGCAAGCCAUCCGAGGUGGAAGGACAUGCGUCUCCUUGA
Penicillium chermesinum is the source of this 1806-nucleotide messenger RNA. Its product is annotated as peroxisomal biogenesis factor 3. Gene Ontology annotation, cellular component: peroxisomal membrane. Lineage: Eukaryota; Fungi; Ascomycota; Eurotiomycetes; Eurotiales; Aspergillaceae. Gene Ontology annotation, biological process: protein import into peroxisome membrane. The transcript has 6 exons. The coding region runs from base 1 to 1806 and encodes 601 amino acids. The record is from RefSeq and is a predicted model, not a curated record. Gene Ontology annotation, molecular function: protein-macromolecule adaptor activity.